AAUCGGAGGUGCGGGCGCGAGGUGGUGGGUGCACGGCUCACUGCGAGAGCUCUGAAUUGGACAUUUAACGUCACGAUGGCUUCAUUGAUUCAUUCUCACGGACAUCCUCGGAGGUUCUCCCUGCACUCCCGAGUGUCGUCGCCUGCCUCAGUAGUGUCGGGGAGCUUCCGCAGAUUUCUGAAUGUCGCGUCUGCUUCAUAAAGAGCCGCGCGCUGCUACGAGCCGCUCACUCUUUCACGCUUCGCUGGGCGCGUCUCUACGUCGACGGUACUUGGCACCGCCAUUGUAACGAUGGCAGCGUGCGUUAAGGUGCGUGGCUAGGCGGGAAGUAAUCCGAGGGCUCAACAAGGAGUGGAGUGGCAAGCGGAGGUGGCGUUUUCGGAUUUAAAGUCGCGGUUUGCGGGCACAAGUUCGGCGCAAUGGGUCGGGCAUCGGUGCGAAAGAUCGCUAGGGUUUAAUUGAUCAGUCCUCGGAUCGACAUGAUUUGAAAUCAGCGCUCCGACGAUCGGGAUUUGCAUCAUUCGGGUUCGAGUUAUCGGGAAAAAAAUGCUCGACUUUUAAACCAUCAGCAUUCGCAUCAUCAACACACAUCAUUCGUCGGAUUAUAACAUUCCCAUUCGAAUCGUCGACAUUUGUUUCACCGUCGUUCGAACAAUUGAUAUUCGACAGAUCGACUUGCAGAUCAUCACCAUUCACACUUAGCAACACUCGAAUAAUCAGAGUUACCAAUUCGGCAUCGUUCGAACCUCGACCACCACCAUCAACAGCAUCAUCGCCAUCAUCAUCAUCAUCACUCGGUUCGAAGAAAACCCACGACCACUCGGGCGCCGAGAGUUUGCGAGCAAAGAUGAACGCGACGCGCCUGUUCGGCGGAGACGCGAACGUGACGCGUCGCUACCUGACCCUGUACGACAUCGACGUGGCGGCGGACGGCUCGGCGGGGCUUCGCAUCGCCAUCUCCGCCGUCUACUCCCUCGUGUGCGGCGCUGGCCUCCUGGGAAACUUGAUCGUGGUGCUGCUGAUGCGCGCCAAGCAACGAUGGCGCAAGUCGGCCGUGAACACUCUGGUGCUGGGUCUGGCGCUCACCGACUUCCACUUCGUCCUGGUGCUGCCCUUCUGGGCGGCCGACGUGGCGCUGGACUACAGCUGGCCCUUCGGACGCCUCAUGUGCAAGCUCGUGUCGGCCACCACGCUCAUGAACAUGUACGCGAGCGUCUUCUUCCUCACGGCCAUCUGCGUCACGCGCUACCGCUACAUCGCGGCAGCCAUGCGCGCGCGGCCGAGGCCCACGUCGGCCGCGGCCCGGUGGGUGUGCGUCCUCAUCUGGCUGACGGCCGCGCUCGUCGCCGCCCCGCACGCCGUCUUCGCGAGCACUCGCGCCGUGUCCGGCGACGUCCUCUGCCUCGUUCGAUUCCCCGGCUCGGAGGACGCCGCCCAAUUCUGGCUCGGCCUCUACCAGCUGCAGAAGGUGCUGCUCGGCUUCGCGCUGCCACUGCUGGUCAUCAGUGUCUGCUACCUGCUGCUGCUGCGCUACCUGCGGCGCCACGGCGUGCCGGGCGAGCGCCGCAAGUGGCGCGUCACGCUCUCCAUCACCGUCGUGGUGCUCUCCUUCUUCCUCUGCUGGCUGCCCAACCACGCCGUGACGCUGUGGGGCGUGCUGGUCAAGCACAACGCCGUGCCCUUCGGCAGCGCCUUCUACACGGCGCACACCUACGUGUUCCCCGCCACCGUGUGCCUGGCGCACGCCAACAGUUGCCUGGACCCCGUGCUCUACUGCCUCAUGCGCGCCGAGUUCAGGAGGCGCCUGGCGCGCGCCCUGCACUGCUGCGCGAAGUGCGGCUCUCCCGUUGCCGCGUCGCGCCGCUGUCGCGUACGGCCCAUGGAGCCGCGCGACUCCCAGCAGCAGCUCCAGCAGCAGGCGAUAAUGCAGGAGCAGCAGCAGCUGCAGGAGCAGCAGCAGCUGCAAGUGCAGCAGCAGCUGCAGCAGAUGUGCGCCGCCGACCUGCUUCAGGCAGCGGACGGGGAUAUGAUAUCCGCGCAGGGGCAGGUGGCGCUGCCUAUGCAGGAACGCUGAGCCGACAUCUGUAGCAGCAGUAGCAAUCGCGUGGCCAAUAGUGGCGCCGCUUACGUCAGCGGCGGCACAGCCGGUGUUCGCAGAGUAAACAGCAGCAGCUGUCCACGUGCACUCCUGUAAGUAGUGAGUCACUUCCAGCACAGGAGUUCGUAACUCAGCAGUAGCAGCGGCACCAGGCCAUUUGUUCCAAUAGCAGCAGCAUCGUCAUAACCACCACCACUACAAGCAGCGGAAGCUGCUGCACUUCCAUUCAUACCGCCACUUUGAUCAAUCCUGUAACGCACUGUGGGGAGCAAGUGCUGUUAGCGAAUAUCAGCACGUGUGAGGCCCGGGAAGGGCACACGAGGGGGUGGGUGGGCAGCACCACGCCCGGUCGCCUUCAUCUCCCCAGUGGCGAUGUUUACACACCGCACCAGGUACUCAUUUGAGGUUGAGUCGACCUAACUAUACUUCGCAAUCAUCGCCAUCCCCCUAUUGCGAAAGUGAAAAAAAUAAUCAUGGGACUCAUUGUGGCUUCUCUGGAUAACUGAAAUUAGGAAUAAUAAUUCUUAACAAUAAUAAUUCGAAUUAAGAAUACCAGCAUCAGAAGCUGCACCCGUAGAAGCAAGAGUGGCAGUACGAACACCAGCAGCAGUAGUAUCAGCAGAAGCUAAAACUAAACAAUGUUUAUUUGUGAUUUAAAGCUUUCGUGACUGCAGGGAUUCAUAUUC
This is a messenger RNA of Petromyzon marinus (sea lamprey), 2784 nucleotides long. Lineage: Eukaryota; Metazoa; Chordata; Hyperoartia; Petromyzontiformes; Petromyzontidae. The record is from RefSeq and is a predicted model, not a curated record.